Messenger RNA from Arabidopsis lyrata subsp. lyrata, 141 nucleotides. RefSeq lists its product as uncharacterized. Lineage: Eukaryota; Viridiplantae; Streptophyta; Magnoliopsida; Brassicales; Brassicaceae. The record is from RefSeq and is a predicted model, not a curated record.
AUGGCGGUGGUGGUGACGGAGGAUGAUUGGAUGAUUCAUCACCACUUUAAAAAGUGGUUCGUCAAGAAAGAUUUGAAAUCAUCGGCUCUGCUUCCACCGGAAGAAAAAUCCUCCGGGAGCAGAACCUCAUACUUAAACUAA